This is a messenger RNA of Sphaerodactylus townsendi, 3778 nucleotides long. Its product is annotated as misshapen-like kinase 1. NCBI's taxonomy places the organism in Eukaryota, Metazoa, Chordata, Lepidosauria, Squamata, Sphaerodactylidae. Gene Ontology annotation, biological process: protein phosphorylation. The record is from RefSeq and is a predicted model, not a curated record. Gene Ontology annotation, molecular function: ATP binding; protein kinase activity.
AUGCCCCCACUGCUGAUCCACUACUCUGCUCUCACUUGGGCCCAAGAGGGUGCCUGCCCACAGAGGACUGCAUUUUGCCACCACUACAUUUGCCGGGAGAUCCUGAGGGGUCUGGCCCACCUCCACGCGCACAAGGUGAUCCACCGAGACAUCAAGGGCCAGAACGUCCUCCUCACUGAGAACGCAGAGGUGAAGCUGGUUGACUUUGGGGUGAGCGCCCAGCUGGACCGCACAGUGGGCCGUCGGAACACAUUCAUCGGCACCCCUUACUGGAUGGCCCCCGAGGUGAUCGCCUGUGAUGAGAACCCCGACGCCACCUAUGACUACAGAAGCGACAUCUGGUCCCUGGGAAUCACCGCCAUUGAGAUGGCCGAGGGAGCACCACGUGAGUGUCUGCAGGGGGAGACCGGUCCACUGAGGAGGGAGGGAGGGAGGCUGCCGGCUCUCUUCCUCAUCCCCCACUUGAUCCCUCCGCCCAAGCUGAAGUCCAAGAAAUGGUCCAAGAAAUUCAUUGACUUCAUUGACAGCUGCCUGGUCAAGGCGUACACCAGCCGCCCCCCGACAGAGCAGCUGCUCAAGUUCCCCUUCAUCCGGGACCAGCCCACGGAGCGGCAGGUCCGCAUCCAGCUCAAAGACCACAUUGACCGCCUGCAUAAAAGAGGGGAGAAAGAUGAAACUGAAUACGAAUACAGUGGCAGUGAGGAAGAGGAUGACGGGCGUGGCGAAGAAGGCGAGCCCAGCUCCAUCAUGAACGUCCCAGGCGCAUUCGGUCGCUCGCCUAGGGAGUUCGCCGCGCUGCAGCAAGAGAACAAGAGCAACUCGGAGGCCCUCAAGCAGCAGCAGCUGGCCGCUCAGCACCGCGACUCCGAGGCCCACAUCAAGCACCUGCUGCACCAGCGCCAGCGACGCAUCGAGGAGCAGAAGGAGGAGAGGCGAAGGGUGGAGGAGCAACAACGCCGGGAGCGAGAGCAGCGGAAGCUGCAGGAGAAGGAGCAGCAACGGCGGCUGGAGGACGUGCAGGCCCUGCGGCGGGAGGAGGAGCGGCGGCAGGCUGAACGGGAGCAGGAGUAUAUCAGGCACAAGUUGGAGGAGGAGCAGCGGCAGCUGGAGCUCCUGCAGCAGCAGCUCCUCCAGGAACAGGCCCUGCUGCUGGAGUACAAGCGGAAGCAGCUGGAGGAGCAGCGCCAGUCGGAGCGCCCCCGCCAGCUGCAGCAGGAGCACGCCUACCUGAAGUCCCUCCAGCAGCAGCAGCAGCAGCAGCAGCUUCACAAGCAGCAGCAGCAGCAGCAGGAGAAGAAGCCCCCCUACCUCUACAGCCGCGGCGCCGACAAGCCCACUUGGGCGCGGGAGGUGGAAGAGCGGGCACGCAUGAACAAGCAGAACUCUGCCUCCCCGGUGGCCAAGAGCAAGAUGGUGGGCGGGGGGCCAGACUCAGGACCCCCCUCCCGCUCCGAGUCGGCCUUGCUCAGCUCCUCCCCAGCCUCACAGACCCCGCCUAUGCAGCGCCCCGUUGAGCCCCAGGAGGGGCAGCACAAGAGCCACCUGGCCCAUCGCGUCCCGCUCAAACCAUACGCUGCCCCCGUCCCUCGCUCCCAGUCGCUGCAGGACCAGCCCAGCAAGAACCGCGGCGUGCUUUUCCCUGUCCACUGCAGCUCCACCACCACCUCCGCCCCUCCCCACCUCCCGGCCCGAGGGCAGUCCGAUCAGGCAGAACUGUCGGACCCCACUUCAGAGAGCCCCGCCCCGCAGCCAUCCCGACCCACUGCUGACCAGCGAGGACCGCCCUGGGUCAAAAUGGACCCUGAGCCCCCUCCCAAGGUUCCCCAGCGGACAUCGUCUAUAGCGACAGCGCUCAACACCAGCCGGGGCAGUGAGAGUGGCAACUUACAGGCCAGUUACGCCGUCCGAGCCAGACCUCGUAGCAAGUCCGCCUGGCAUAUCCACAUGCAGAGCCGGCUGGAGAGGGGUCCCAAGUGGGAUCCCUCGCCAGCCCCUCAUCCCCCCCAGACCGCAGGCCGGACCCCACCCUGGGACCUGCCGCCUUCCGUGCCAAACGCCAGUAGGUCUCCCCUGAAGCUGGACAGCCCCCCGGUCAUGCCCAAGGGGGACGACCACCGCUCACGUCCUGGCCGGCCAGCGAGCUAUAAACGGGCAAUCGGCGAGAACUUUGUGCUGCUCCGAGAACGUCCAGAGGAUGUGGCCCACAAGCCCCUCAAGAAGGCCAUGGACUACUCCUCCUCCAGUGAGGAACUGGACUCCAGCGAGGAAGAGGAGGACGAAGAGGCUGAGGGAGAGCGCUCUGAGGCCGGCACAGACACCACAGGGGCCAGGGAUGGCGACACAGACUCGGUGAGCACCAUGGUGGUGCACGACGUGGAGGAGCUGACGGGUGGUGGCAGCGGAGGCUCCGAGAGUUCGUACGGCGAGGGGACCAUGUUGGUGCAGCGGACCCCCGAGGAAGAGCGGGGCUUGCUGCACAGCGACAGCAACGGCUACACCAACCUGCCAGACGUGGUCCAGCCCAGCCACUCACCCACCGAGGCCAAGAGCAGCAACGGCUCCUCCUCCCCCUCCAAGGACUCAGCGACAGACUAUCAGUCACGAGGCCUUGUCAAAGCACCCGGGAAAAGCUCUUUCACCAUGUUUGUGGAUUUGGGCAUCUACCAGAGCUCAGGUGGAAGCGGAGACACCAUCCCCAUUGCAGCCUUUGACCCCAGUCGACUGGAGCAGCUGCAGCUGGAAGCCCGUAAAGGCUCUGUGGUCAACGUGAACCCCACAAACACCCGCCCCCACAGUAUUGACCCAUGCGAGAUCCGCCAAAUACAAGAAGCGCUUCCAACUUCGGAAAUUCUGUGUGCCGCCUUUGGGGGGGGGGUUGGGGGGGGGGGGGGUGGGCAGGGCAAAGUGUACAGCCUCAUCAACCGCCGCCGCUUCCAGCAAAUGGAUGUCUUAGAAGGGCUCAACCUGCUGACCACCAUCUCAGGGAAGAGGAACCCAAGCUACGAUGUCUACUACCUCUCUUGGCUGGAGAACAAAAUUUUGCUACUGCUGAUCGAAGUGGAGAAGAAGCAGGGCUGGACCACCGUGGGGGACAUGGAGGGCUGUGUCCACUACCGUGUGGUAAAGUACGAGCGGAUCAAGUUCCUGGUCAUUGCGCUCAAGAACUCGGUAGAGGUUUACGCCUGGGCACCGAAGCCCUAUCACAAAUUCAUGGCCUUUAAGGUACUGGGCGGGGAGCUGGGGGUUGUGAGUGAAGGGGGGGGAGCUGGGGGUUGUGAGUGAGGGGCGGGGGGGGCUGCAGUUUCAGGAUUCUGGAUACUCCAGGAGGCUCCUUGAAGGCCACGGGAUGCUCUGAAAUCUGCAAGAAAAAACACUCUGUAUAAAUUCCAGUGGGGUCUCAGUGGGGUGGGCAGAUUUCAGUAGCAGCUGAAUGGAUUGGAUGAGAGUUCUGAGGGGUUUGUCGCUGCCAUGCGGGGGAAAGGAAAGGUGUGUUGAGGAGGCUGCCUGACUUCCCCAAAAAUGUGCAGCCGCCUUUUGUGCUUGGAGCCAGCCAGAUGGAGCCGCUGCCCUUGUCUGUGAGUCCCGCUCAAGUUCCUCCUCGUCUCUCUCUGGCGCCAGUAUCUCAGGCGUCGUCUUAGCAAGCGUGCCCUUCCUGCCUUCAGCAGUUACAGCUUUGGCUGAACGAAGCUGGCCAGAUCUUGGUCUCUGGAUCAGGAGGAACAGGAAGCCCAGCACAGCCAGAGGGGGAAAUUGUAGACAACUGAUCCAGGCAUGCUGA